AUGUCCGCGGCCCAGCCUGUCACCUCGCCGCCCGGCCCGGCGACCAUCGCCGCUCCCCAUACUCUGUCCAUGGAAGAGCCCUCCGAGGAGUGGGAGGAGUACUCGCCCGAGAGCGGCAUGCACUUCUGGCAGUAUAUCCUGGCCGGGUCUUUUGCCGGGCUUUGCGAGCACCUGAUGAUGUUCCCCGUGGACACCAUCAAGACCUACAUGCAGGCGAACAUCCCGCCCUCCGGCCUUGGCGGCGGCGGCGGCGCCGCCGCCCCGGCCACUGCCAGCGCCGCUGCCGCUGCCACUACCGGCGGCCAUGCGACCGUGGCCGCCGCCGUCACCGGUGCCGGCAGUGUCCCCCCGAUGGCCGGGUCCUUCUGCGCGACCACCGCCGCCUCGGCCCCGAUGGCUCGGUCCUCGGUGGCCCGGACUCUCGGCGGGGCUGCCGCCGCCGCCGCCGCCGCCCCGGGCUUCGUCCCGAAUGUCCACACGGCCCUCACGGCGCGCCAGCUCUUCCGGUCCCUGGUCGCCGAGCAGGGGUUCCUCCGGGUGUGGCGCGGCGCCCAGAGCGUCCUCAUCGGCUGCAUGCCCGCUCACGCGGCCUACUUUUCCAUCUACGAGCUCGGCAAGAAGAUGACCACCGUCCAGACCCCCGCCGGCCCCUAUCGGUCCCCCUUCACUGACAUGGCCCUCGGAGGGGCCAUGGUUUGCGUGCACGACAUGCUCAUGACCCCGAUCGAUGUGGUCAAGCAGCGGCUGCAGCUCGGGUAUUACUCCGGCCUGACGGAUUGCGUGCAGACCAUCAUGCGCACCGAGGGCAUGGCCGGCCUCUAUCGGUCGUACUUCACCACGCUCAUCAUGAAUGUCCCCUACCAUGGCCUGACCGUGGCCGCCAAUGAGAGCCUCAAGCCCAUGCUGCAGUCGAUCUUCCUCCCGGACCACCUGACCGAGGGCCGCGAUGCCCGGCAGUUGGGGAUUUUCUUCACCUCUGGCGGCCUGGCCGGCGCCUUCGCCGCGGCCCUGACCAACCCCCUGGAUGUGGCCAAGACUCGCCUGCAAACCCGGUCGGUCAUCACCUCCGGCCUUCAGGCGCAUGGGGCUGUUGGCGCCCUCCGGACGGCCGCCUCUGCCGCCGGCGCCGCCUCUGCCGCCGGCGCCCUCCCGCUGGAGCGCGGCCUCAUGGACGCCUGCCGCGGUAUCCUGCGCGACUCCGGCUGGCGCGGCUUCUUCUACGGCAUCCGCCCCCGGCUGGUGGUCCAUUCCACUUCGACGGCCAUCUGCUGGACCUCUUACGAGUUGGUCAAGGCCUUCUUCCUCCGCUCUUCAAAUAAGUCCACUUUCUUCUCGUCCUAAGCGAGAGAGAGAGAGAGAGAGCCGCGCGUCGCCCCCUGGCGUGUGUAUGUGUGUGCAUGCAUUCACGCAGAGGCAUGCAGACCGAGAAGUGCCCCCCUUUCCCCAGUUUCCUUAGAAUAGCUGCGCGCCCGUGUGUGUGUACACGCGUGUGCGCGAAAAAAAAAGGGUGAGGACAGUGGCCCCGGCCCAUUCCUCUCCACUUCCCCCCCGCCCCUCCCUCCCCCUUUCUCCUCUUCUCCCGCAGAUCUAUGUGCCGCACGCCCACCUGUCGCGCGCGCGCGCGCGCGCGCACCCCCUCCCCUCCACACGCUCUGCUCGCCAUCACCGUCCUUGAUCCCCUCCCCCUUUUUCCCGGCACGCGCGCCGCCCAGUGGUACUGAGAUGUGCUCCCUUUGUGUGCCAUAAUAUCCCCCUUCCCCUGCCCCAGUGUCCCGGCACCAGUAUCACAGAGAGAGAUAGCACCCGCCCUGAGGCCCGUCGCGCGCGUCCCAUCCCCCCUUUCUUUUUUUUACAAAUACAGCACCACAUGUCCAAACAUGCGUAGGCCUGUGCCAAGCUUUUCCGAGCACCCGAUUGGGCUCACCGCAUGCAAAAACAGGCGCACAUACACAUAGACACACACACACACACAUAGA
Messenger RNA from Fonticula alba, 1976 nucleotides. RefSeq lists its product as hypothetical. The coding region runs from base 1 to 1341 and encodes 446 amino acids. Gene Ontology annotation, biological process: iron import into the mitochondrion. The transcript is spliced from 2 exons. Gene Ontology annotation, cellular component: mitochondrial membrane. NCBI's taxonomy places the organism in Eukaryota, Rotosphaerida, Fonticulaceae. The record is from RefSeq and is a predicted model, not a curated record. Gene Ontology annotation, molecular function: ferrous iron transmembrane transporter activity.